ACCCCUGGCCCCGGGGUCUCUCGCCUGACCUCAACUUCUCGGUGAUGCCCUCGACCUCUGUCCCUUCGCCCCCGCUCACCAGGCCGUCCCAGGGAGGUCAUCGCCUCCGCCGCUCAGAUCUACGAUGCAAGGACGGCCAACUCAGAGUCAAGUCCUUCCCGACCAGAAGAUCGUCUGAACCGCCCUGGAGCGCAGCGAGAACAUCAAGCUUCUCCUCCUGACGACCUCCGCUUCCCUUCUCUCGCCAACCCACGGGGAAGCAGCGGAGGAUCGUCCGAGAGCUCGUGGCAGAACCAGGACAGGAGCACAGGCGUCCUCCGAUACCGCCACCGGAUCCAGGGACGUUCAGCACUAAUCGAGAGGAACACGGCCAGCCACGAGUACGCCAGGAACCCCAACCCCACCAGGAGCAGCCAAGAUGGGAGACAGGCCUUGAGGGAUCGCUACAACCUGCCCAGCAGGCCUCGCUCGGGCAUUUCGGCUGCGCCAGAGUCUCAGAACGCUCCUUCGAGCUCGCGGAGGAUCCGGCUGCAUCCUCUCAGAGGGCAGGCAGAGGAGUCGCAGGCUAAGGCAGCUGGAGACGAUGAGCACAGAGCGAGUGGAGAGCUCAGCUCUGACAGCGCAGAGACAAACCCCAGAGCAGACUUGUCAGCCGCUCGUCCAACUUCCUCUUCCGGCCGACAGUCGUUUCGGACGGUCCUGGACGACAGGACGAUGGAGGACGGGGACGAGGUGGACGACUCAAGAGCGCUGCCGGCAGAGGACCCCUUCCUCCGCCUCUCCAGAGAGCGCGAGCGCGAGUGGAGAGGGACGACGGUGCGGAUGAUGACGGGGCAGGACGACGAGGACGGGGCGUUUCUGAACCGGUAUGUUCGACUGGGGCGAUGACAACCGGUCGUCACAGCGUGGGGAUCUUGUAUUCUGUAAAUUAUUUCUUCUCUUGCU
Guillardia theta CCMP2712 is the source of this 945-nucleotide messenger RNA. RefSeq lists its product as hypothetical. The record is from RefSeq and is a predicted model, not a curated record. The transcript is spliced from 8 exons. NCBI's taxonomy places the organism in Eukaryota, Cryptophyceae, Pyrenomonadales, Geminigeraceae. The coding region runs from base 715 to 888 and encodes 57 amino acids.